AUGGACACCCGAACAGAGGAGGAGUUACAAGCUUCACAAACUCCCAACCCAGAAAAGUAUUACCAUUCGGGGCUAGGUUUGCACCUGAGCUUCCCUGUUGGAGCUAUCGAGCGUGCCAGGUCCGUUGAAUUUCCCCAGUUUACUGGACACCUUCCGCCAGGUCGCCAAACCCCCGAAGAGGGACCCUGUUCUGCAUCUCCUAGUUUGUUAAUUUGUCCCACCACAAUUUCCCAAAUAGGGAAAAGGCUAAAGAAGAGGGCACACCAAAGGGCGCAAAGAUUAGCAAGAUGGAAGAGACAAGGGGAGGAGAGUUCGAGAGAGGUAUCCAUUUCAGCCCCUUUGAAAGGAAGUGGGAGGAAGGUGAAAUAUUAUGCAACUUGGAAUAA
This is a messenger RNA of Tuber aestivum (summer truffle), 386 nucleotides long. Lineage: Eukaryota; Fungi; Ascomycota; Pezizomycetes; Pezizales; Tuberaceae. The record is from the annotation of a GenBank genome assembly.